UAAGCACGCUACUCUCGUACCUUGAAUCGGUCUGCCUCACCCUACGGCCCAAGACCUCAGACCGACUAUUCGACUACCCUCCACCCCCAACGGUCACGCUUCCCGCCUCAACCCCUUCCUGGGACCCAGCUGGCCUACGUCAAGGCCUGAGCCGGCCGCUUUCGCUACCCAGAGCUCGAAGAGCGUGUUUGGGCAACAACUAGUAUCGGCGACACCUAUUAAAAAAGACACCAAGGCAAGAUGAGCUCAGGAUAUCCGGCUCCGCCUAUUCACCACUCGCAGGCCUUCCCGCCAGAGAUGUCGGGUCCCUCCGCGCACCAUCCGGGCUAUGCCCAACUCCCUCCUCCCAUGCCGUCAAACCCAUACUACCAGCAGGACUCCAUAACCAACCCUCACCGCGCCGGCAUACCCCCUCCCCGAACCAACAUGGCCCCGCCUACCAUGCCUGGUCCCAGAGACCGCACAGAGCUCGUCGCAACUGAGAACGGGAUCAACGGUCCCGGCUCCAACCAGCUCACCUCGAAGCCUGGGGCCGAGGAGAAGGACAAGCCUGCUCCCCAACCAAUCGAAGGCACCGAUGCAACGCGGAAAUACAGAAUUUGGGUUAGACUCGAAGUUGUCCAGCAACCUCUUAGGGCGAGAAUGUGCGGGUUUGGUGAUAAAGACCGACGGCCUAUUACUCCUCCACCUUGUAUUCGACUAGUCGUGAUGGACAAGACUACCGGCAAGGAGGUGGAUUGCAACGAGGUCGAGCACCAACACUACGUGUUGCACGUCGAUCUUUGGUCCGAAAAUGGCGACAAGGAGGUCAACCUCGUCAAACAUUCGCAGCAGUCGCCCUCCAUCUCGUCAACGCAAGCUUCGUCGUUCCGGGAGGUCAUUGAAGGCAGUCAGGCUGCCGGCUAUGGAUAUCAGUCCAUUGUGCCAUCCAAUCGCGACUACGCUCAGCAAACUAGCGCUGGGUAUCCUCACACGAUGCCCCCCUAUCAGCCGGACCCAUACGGCCCAGGAGGCUACGGGUAUCCACCACAAGUACAACCGUACGGCUAUCCUACGAACUACCGAAGCGACAUGGGCAUGUCGCAACUGCCAUCACAACCAAUGUUCGGCCCCCGCUUCUCCCAGGACAUACCGGGGCACCAGAUAAACCACAGCCGUCUGAUGGGGACGCAAUCCCCGAAUGGCAUGUAUACGAGGAAUCUCAUAGGCAGCCUGGCUGCGAGCGCGUCGCGCCUCACGGACCCUACGGAUAAGAUAGGCAUCUGGUUCAUCCUGCAGGAUCUCAGCGUCCGAACAGAGGGGUGGUUUAGGUUGCGUUUUUCGUUUAUCAAUUUACGACGGCCGGAUUCGACCACCAACAGCGGUAGCGACGCCGAACUCCUGAACAGAGGCAGGGCGCCGGUUCUCGCCCAAGUCUUCAGCGAAAAGUUCCAGGUCUACUCGGCCAAGAAGUUCCCAGGCGUCUGCGAGAGCACCGCGCUCAGCAAGUGCUUCGCCGUGCAGGGCGUCAAGAUCCCGAUCAGAAAAGACGGCCAGGAUGGCAAAGGAACCAAGGGCCGAGGAUCCGACGACGAGGACGACCAGUAGAGCUUCGUGUCUAAUCAACGGGCGUCGGAGGACGAAGUCAGCUCUGUUGCCCCUCUCUUCUCACCCCUCCAUCCUCGGACUCGGCCGCAUAGGUUCGGGACUGGGGCGUCUCCUCUCGCCGACAUCCCCUCGAUAUCUCGUGGGCGGGAAAGUAGGGGGUCAGCUCCCACAUAUGGAAAGGAGAGGAGGGUGGGUCCCAUGUUAACACUGCAG
Messenger RNA from Durotheca rogersii, 1800 nucleotides. RefSeq lists its product as uncharacterized. The record is from RefSeq and is a predicted model, not a curated record. NCBI's taxonomy places the organism in Eukaryota, Fungi, Ascomycota, Sordariomycetes, Xylariales, Xylariaceae. The transcript has 6 exons. Bases 241 to 1587 code for a protein of 448 amino acids.